AUGAACCUAAUUCAUCCAGUUCCUCCUUUCAGCGGGUGGUCUCCUGACAAAGACUUCAUGUCUCUCCUCUUUCUGACGACCUUAUGUGUGGCAUUAUGGAUAACUGGAGGUGAAUAUGACUUUGAAGCAUUCAUAGUGGGCAUAUUCGUCUACCAGUCGGAGCUCGACGUUAAUUUAGAAGUGAUCAAACCCGCUCUGGAGUUAGCCAUCAAGAAGACCAGCGAAGAUUACCCGCACAUAAAAUUCAAUAUCGUUUUUAGGAAUGGAUCUACUACCUGUACGGCAAAUUUUGCGGGAGUUUUCGCCGCAGAAGAGUAUUAUCUACGCAGGGUUACAGCAUUCGUUGGUCCAGCUUGUAGCUUGGCCCUGGAUCCUGUUGGUAGAAUGGCAGCAUACUGGAACGUUCCCGUCUUCACUGCGGGUGGUAUCGAUACUAAAUUCGCCGACAAAGUGACAUUUUCGACACUGACCAGAGUCUCCCUAUCGUUGGACAGUACGGGUGGAUUUGUCCUCCAAGUAUUGAAAGAAUUUAACUGGAAACACGUGGCCAUAAUCGUCGACGAUACGGAUUUGCAAGCUCUACUCCUCAAGGCUAGUAUCGUUCAUAGCUUAAAGAAAUCAGACGAUGCUUACUUUAUUCUGGUUAAGGAAUUUUCUAAGAAAGAUCGAGACUUUAAUUACACACAGAUUCUUCGAGAUAGCAGCACGCAAGCCAGAGUAUUUAUACUUCUUGCAACUGGCGAUACAGUGAGAAAGAUUCUUUUGGAUGCCUACGAAUUGGAUAUGGAUAACGGAGAAUAUACUUUUCUCAGUAUUGAAUUAAUUAAAAAUCAUCGAUCAUCCGAUCUUCUAUGGUACAGAUAUGGAGAUGACAGAAACAAGGAGUCUAGAAAGAUAUUCGAAGCACUAAUGAUCGUGGCUGUAAGAGUACCGACCAGUCAAGAGUAUAAAUUCUUUGCAGAAGAAGUGAUUAAAAUGUCCAAAUCGGAAUUUGAUACCAAUCUAAAUCAGACAGCGGUUAAUCCCAUCGUAGCUGCUUUCUACGACUGUAUAUUGAUGUACGCUUGGUCUUUAAACAAAACACUACAAGAAAAAAACGAUCCUUACGAUGGUUACAGUUUAGCUAGGAAAUUGUGGAAUAAUACCUUUCAAAGGGGGCUGACAGAACCUAUUUAUAUCAACGAGAACGGAGACAGAGAAGCGGAUUACACACUCAACGAUCUGGAUCCUGUAACUGGAGCGAUGAGACCCGUAGCUACUUAUUUUGGUGCUAAGAAAAUUUACGAAAGAAUAGAUGACGUGUCAAUACACUGGCCUGGAAGGACACAACAUCCACCACCGGAUAUCCCAGAAUGUGGAUUCACUGGCGAUGCGCCACAUUGUCAGGAUGAAGGCAAAUUUUUUAUUCUAUCCAAUAAUAUACAUGCUGAUUCCAAACUAUGGAAACAGAUUUUAGUUGAAAUUCCAUUUCCAAUAUAUGCUUGUAUUGGAAUAGUAUUUGUCAUAGUGAUACUUGUAGGAAUUAUCAUUGGUUUCCAUCUCUAUAGGAAAAUCAAAUUUGAAUCUACACUCUCAGACUUAUGGUGGAGGGUUCGCUGGGAGGACGUAGUCUUCACGGAAAGGCUGGGAGUAAAAUCUUUAGGAAGCAUCAUGGAUGAUCCUAACAGAAGAAUAUAUUCUUCGAUAUCAAAUCAGAGUACUUUAGAUGAAACAGAGAUGGGCAAAGUAGCCACUGGAAUUUAUAAGGGUAUUCAAGUUGCUAUAAAAACUUUCUAUGUCAAAAAAUUGAUAGUGAAUAGGACAUUGCUGCUUGAAAUGAAGCAGAUGCGCGAAUUAACACACGAAAACUUGGUUAGAUUUAUUGGAUUGUGUAUAGAAGAACCAAAUAUCGCUAUCUUCAAUGAGUUCAGUCCCAGGGGGAGUUUACAGGAUAUUAUUCACAAUGAUGCAAUGAAACUAGAUUGGGUAUUUCGUUACGCGAUGAUUUCGGACAUUGUAGAGGGAAUGGUCUUCCUACAUUCGAGUAUCAUUGGUUAUCAUGGCCAUUUCAAAUCUACAAACUGCGUUAUAGACGGAAGAUUUAUGGUAAAAAUAACUGAUUAUGGUAUGAAUUCCUUAUACAGUCAAAUAUCAAAUGAAGAAAAGGUUGAUCCUUAUAAAUUGUUUUGGACUGCUCCCGAGCAUCUCCGAGACCCACAUCCAGAGAGACAAGGAUCUAAGAAGGGUGACAUUUAUAGUUUUGCUAUUAUAUUGCAAGAAAUCAUAACUAGAACUGGUCCUUUUGAAAGAUUACUGAAGAAACAAAAUAAUUUAUUGCCUGAAGAUAUAUUAGAAAAGGUAAAAAUGGGAACAACUCCUCCAUUCCGUCCAGAACUAUCUCCGGAAGAGGCAACAUCAGAUAUUUUAGACUUAAUGAGAAGAUGCUGGGCAGAACAACCCGAUGACAGACCUACAUUUCAAGAAAUUAAAAGUCAACUAAAGCAAAUAACAAAAGGAAUUUCCAGUAGAAACUUUUUGGAUAACCUGUUAUCUCGCAUGGAACAGUAUGCAAAUAAUUUAGAACAACUGGUUGAAGCAAAGACGUUAUCUCUUAUCGACGAGAAAAAAAAGACAGACGAACUGCUCUAUCAGUUGCUACCCAAAUACAUAGCGGAUGAACUGAAGAAAGGUAACCACAUAAAACCAGAGGCUUUCGAAUCUGUGACAAUAUUUUUCAGUGAUAUCGUUGGUUUUACACCUCUGGCAGCAGAAAGCACGCCAAUUCAGGUUGUAAAUUUAUUAAAUGACUUGUACACGUGUUUUGACGACAUUAUCGAUCACUAUAGUGCCUAUAAGGUGGAAACAAUUGGAGAUGCUUACAUGGUAGUUUCAGGAUUACCGAUUCGAAAUGGAAACGAGCAUGCAAAAGAAAUCGCUCUGAUGUCGCUAUCGCUGCUCCGUGCCAUCAGAAAGUUUAAAGUCAGGCACAGAAGCGAUAAAAAACUACAAGUAAGAAUAGGAAUUCAUUCCGGUCCUUGCGCUGCUGGUGUAGUGGGUUUAAAAAUGCCACGUUACUGUCUUUUUGGAGACACCGUAAACACAGCUUCUCGUAUGGAAUCUAAUGGGCAAGCCAUGAAAAUACACGUUAGUUCGGAAACUAAAUUCAUUUUGGAUAUAUUUGGAACAUUUAAAUUAACAUUAAGAGGUGAUAUAGAAAUUAAGGGCAAAGGAAUAAUGAGAACAUAUUGGUUGGAGGGAGAAACAGGAGAAUGUCAUUUUGGAAAAGAAUGAUUAUUCGUACUUCAAUUAUACUUUUUAAAUAGUAGUUAAGACCAAGUACUUUCAAUUCCAAUUAAAAUAAAUGAGAAAGAUUUGGUGAUAGAAUUGUUAGAUGUAAUCAUCAUCAAUGCGGAAAAAUAACUUUAUAAUUUAGUUGAUAAUAAACAAAAU
Centruroides sculpturatus (bark scorpion) is the source of this 3429-nucleotide messenger RNA. RefSeq names its product atrial natriuretic peptide receptor 1-like. Gene Ontology annotation, molecular function: peptide receptor activity; guanylate cyclase activity; protein kinase activity. Bases 1 to 3270 code for a protein of 1089 amino acids. The transcript is spliced from 22 exons. Gene Ontology annotation, biological process: intracellular signal transduction; cGMP biosynthetic process; protein phosphorylation. Gene Ontology annotation, cellular component: membrane. NCBI's taxonomy places the organism in Eukaryota, Metazoa, Arthropoda, Arachnida, Scorpiones, Buthidae. The record is from RefSeq and is a predicted model, not a curated record.